AUGAUUGUGUAUCACCCUGGCAGACCUGCGCUGAUUUACAUCAGGUGGGAAUCUGUCCCCAUAGUCCCUGUCACAGUGGGUACAACCCUGGGAAGGUCUGCCCCAGCUACUAUCCAAGGCACCACCAAUGCUGGGGCUGCAGGGCCACCUUCUGCUACCAAUGUGCCAAGCAACAAACGGCUGCAGCAGACACAAACCCGGGUGGAUGAGGUGGUAGACAUCAUCAGAAUGAACGUGGUCAAGGUCCUAGAAAGAGACCAGAAGCUAUCUGAGCUUGACAACCGGGCAGAUGCAUUGCAAGCAGGGGCCUCACAGUUUGAAACCAGUGCAGCCAAACUGAAGAGAAAAUACUGGUGGAAAAAUUGCAAGAUGAUGAUCAUCAUUGGAGUAGUAUGCAUAGUCAUUCUUAUUAUAAUUAUAAGUGAGUAA
Chaetura pelagica (chimney swift) is the source of this 429-nucleotide messenger RNA. Its product is annotated as vesicle-associated membrane protein 3-like. The transcript has 4 exons. The record is from RefSeq and is a predicted model, not a curated record. NCBI's taxonomy places the organism in Eukaryota, Metazoa, Chordata, Aves, Apodiformes, Apodidae. Gene Ontology annotation, molecular function: SNAP receptor activity; syntaxin-1 binding. Gene Ontology annotation, cellular component: SNARE complex; plasma membrane. The coding region runs from base 1 to 429 and encodes 142 amino acids. Gene Ontology annotation, biological process: vesicle fusion; vesicle-mediated transport; SNARE complex assembly.